CGGAAGCAAAGCUGGUCUCUUUAUUACGGGUUUCCUAUGCUUUGCUAUGUUAUAAAACUAUUUGUUGUAUUCCAUAAAGCGUUUCCAACCAACAUUGUUUGACCACCCUUCAUUUUUUCCUCGUUUAGUGGGUAUGGCGAUAUGAGAUUGGAUGCAGAUUGACGUUUUUACAGGACUGAACGAAACCUGGAUGGGCAUUUUCUUCAUUCAACCACCUCGAAAGCUUUUUGGUCAAUUUAAAACCGAAACAUUGAACGGUUUUCAGACAUUCUUGCGAAUGUAUUUUAGUACAGUUAUUUGGACUUUACUUCAAAGAAACAUAAGCGUAAGUUGCUUAUUAAAUGUGUUGACAUUGAUACUGAGCAAAUGGUAGCUAGCUAACAUUUGCGACUACAUUAGCUCAGUGAGCGACUUUCGCCCGAAUAAAGAAGGGGAGGUCCACUGGACGGAGAGGAAAAACUCAAAGCAGAGCAUUUUAAUUAAAGGAGAAUACGAAGAUAUGACAGCGAAAGGACACGAAGAAUGUUUCAGAAUAAAGAAAAAGGAAACGUAAUUAUCGAGUAGCACGCUAAAAGAAGAAUAAAGUACACUUUGAAGUGAAAGAGGAAGAGCUGAUUAAGGUUUUCUCAGUGGAAAAGGGACAAGCUUUCAGAAUGGAUGAUGUUACAGUUGAAGAGAAAUACAUGUUUCGGUUGCAAGAGGGGAGAGGGACUAUCCCAACGAAAGAGGAGGAUGGCGAUUUGGGAAUAAAAGUGAAUGAGGAGGCAAUCACAUUUGUUACAGUGAAGGAGGAGAAAGAUACUUUUGCAGAGAAUCAGGAGGAAUACGUUUUAAAAGUGAAGGAAGAAGAAAUAGAGGAGGAAACUCUAAUUAACGGCCCAGGAUCCUCUGAAGAGCCUCAACAACAUCCUUAUGCUGCCAUGGCAGAGAAGUGUUACUCAAGAUCAGAAGACCACAUGGACAUUACUAGCCUUCCUCCGGGUCUUGUGUCUCCUGACAACACCUUACUGCUGGUUCUGAAGAGGGUGUCUGUGCGGCUGGUCGAUUGCAGGAAAACAUGGAGGAUGAGUUCAACUGAGAUAGAAGACAAGAAAGAAGUAGACAUAAUCCUGCAAAAAGCGAGUCAGGACUCAGAGCAGCCAGAGACGUCCCAACCAACAAAACCACACUACUGCUCUCACUGUGGAAUGAGUUUUACCAAGUUAAAGAACCUAAAAAAGCAUGAGAGAAUGCACACUGGGGAGAAGGCUUUCCACUGCUCUGUGUGUGCAAAGGGUUUUACCAAUUUAGCAUCCCUGAAAAGACACGAGAGGAGGCACACAGGAGGGAAACCCCUUCACUGUUUCCAGUGUGGCAAAAGAUUUGCCCAGUUAAGUGAACUGAGAAAACAUGAGAGAACACACACAGGAGAGAGAAAACACACAGGGGAAAACCCAUUUAACUGCCCCCAGUGCGGAAAAUGUUUUACCAAGUUAAAGAAUUUAAAAGCACAUGAGCGAAUACACACAGUGGAGAAGCCUUUCCAUUGCAGCCAAUGCACAAAGAGAUUUAUCUGUUUGAUUAGACUGAAAAGACAUCAGUGGACGCACAUUAGAGAUAAGCCUCAUCUCUGCUCCCAGUGUGGGAAGAGUUUUAUUUUGUUAAGACAGCUUGAGAAACACGAGAGAACACACACAGGAGAGAAGCCUUUCCACUGCUCCUUGUGUGGGAAGAGUUUUUCAGACUCCGAAAACCUGAAAAAACAUAUGAGGAGACAUACGGACGAGAGGCCUUUUAACUGCUCUCAAUGUGGCAAGUGUUUCACGUUGGUAGAAAAUUUAAAAGCCCAUGAGCGAAUACACACAGGCAAAAAGCCUUAUUACUGCUUCCAAUGUGAAAAGAGAUUUUCCUCAUCAGGGGGACUGAAGUCACACAAGAAGACUCACUCAGGAGAGAAGCCUUUCAAAUGUUCCUAUUGUGGAAGGACAUUUUCCUGGUUAGCGAGUCUGAAAAGACAUGAGAGGACACACACAGGAGAGAAAUCUUAUAACUGCUCCCAAUGUGGUAAGAGUUUUACCCGGUUAGGGUCCUUGAAAAUGCAUGAGAUAAUACACACAGGGGAAACGCGAAAGAAGCCUUUCCAUUGCUCUCUUUGUGCAAAGAGUUUUACAGAGUCAGGCAACUUGAAAAGGCACGAGAGGACGCACACAGGAGAAAAGCCUUUUCACUGUGCUCAAUGCAGGAAGAGUUUUACCUUGUUAGCUAACCUGAAAGGGCAUGAGCGAAUACACACAGGUGAGAAGCCUUACCAAUGCUCCCAAUGCAGAAAGAGUUUCACAUUGUUAGGAAACCUGAAAAAGCAUGAGCGAAUACACACCGGUGAGAAGCCUUACCAAUGCUCAGAUUGUGGGAAGGCAUAUUCUUCAUCACAGUCACUUAAAAGUCACAUGAGAAUCCACACCGGAAAGAAGCCAUAAUAUUUUACAUGUAAGUAAUUUCACAGAUGCUGUGAAUGUCUAGGUGGGACAACCAGUAGUAGUAGUUGUAGUAGUAGUAGUAGUGCACCUUACUCUGUGAACUUGCAAUGAGCCAAGUGAUGUAAAGGAAAGGAGGAAAAUAAAUAAUUGCCAGCACUAGUUCAUGCCAUCUGUGGGGUGGUGUGUGUCAAGUCACCUCUCGUUUAGUGACCAAAGCAAAUAAAAACAAUUGAAGUACAAAAGAGAACCAUAAAUGUUUUUACAUUAAACAGAAAUCGUUAAUUGAGAAACUGAUUCUAAAAUGACAAAUUGUAUUGUUGUCGAUAAACAGAUUCAAUGUACAUACUCCCUCAAUAAAUGUUUUUUUUUUUGUUCCAUUUAAAACUGCGUUUAAUGUUGUCCUUGACAAACGCGGAUAGUCAAGUGCUAUUUGCAUAUGAACAUUUUCUCCAUCCAUUUCUGACAGUUCUCUAGUGGAUUAAUUACAGUGAGGGAAAAAAAUAUUU
This is a messenger RNA of Esox lucius (northern pike), 2962 nucleotides long. RefSeq names its product gastrula zinc finger protein XlCGF26.1-like. Bases 654 to 2456 code for a protein of 600 amino acids. NCBI's taxonomy places the organism in Eukaryota, Metazoa, Chordata, Actinopteri, Esociformes, Esocidae. The transcript has 4 exons. Gene Ontology annotation, molecular function: RNA polymerase II cis-regulatory region sequence-specific DNA binding; DNA-binding transcription factor activity. Gene Ontology annotation, biological process: regulation of transcription by RNA polymerase II. The record is from RefSeq and is a predicted model, not a curated record.